CCAUUUCAUUUUCCUAUAAUUGCAAACCUUUCUGCUUCUACAAGCAUUUGAAAUCCAAAACAUCUUCUCAUAUCAGACGCAUACAAAAUGACCCUUUGCACCCUUACGAAGUCGGCUUCCAGGGUUGGGAUUGCGGCGCGUGGGUCACGCCGUUUACGGUCUUCGAUUGUGUGUGCUGAGGGGGUUUCCCAGCGGUUGAGCAACCCGAUCGUCCUGCCAUCUGGAGCAGAACUGAAGCCGAUGACUGUAAAACAAGCUAUGACGUUUAUGGGCCCAGCUCCAGAGCUGAUCAACGCCAGGCUUGCUAUGUUGGGCGUGGUGGGUGCCGUGGGUGCUGAGGUUACCACGGGCAAGAGCGUCCUGGCCCAAUUUGCGGGUACGCCGCUGCCUGUGCUGGCCCUGGUGCUGGCGCUGUCUGGCGCUACAUUGGCGCCCAUCGUGCGUGGCGCCAAUCUUAAGGAGGCCUUCGGGCCGCUGACUCCCCAAGCUGAACUGGUGAACGGGCGACUGGCCAUGCUGGCGCUCGCAGCCCUUCUUGCCCUGGAGGUCUCCAAAGGCUCUGCGCUUCUGUAAGCGUAGGUACAUGGGUGCGCUUGGAGAUGUGGAUGAGUUGGGCCUGGGGCAAAUGAUGGGCAAGGGUCUCAGGACCUGGAAUUAGGGAAAGGGUGGCUUCCACGUCCAACCCCUGCCGGGCCCCCAGUCCUUGGCAGCCCUUGUUGGCUUCCGUGGCGGCUUUUGAAAUACAACGACGAGGAGGAGGAGGUGGUAGGGGAGGCGUCCUGAGAUACGGAUGAGGAUGGAGGAGGGCAGAGGAGGAGUCUGAACCAUAUCCAGGUUAAAAGAAGGAUUGCGUGAUGAUGAGCAGUUUUGGUGAAGAUGAGGGAGCAGGGUACGUUGAAAGGGCCUCGAGGAGAAGAGAGGUGAAGAGGGGAGCGAAGGAAAAGGGCCCCACGAGAGGAGAGGUAGCACCAAGCGGGACCACAGCUCACUUGAGCCGCUUCUUUCAGAUAUAUGUUCGAUAGGAUACUGGGGCAGUACGGGCGCAAGUAAGUGGAAAACUGUACCGGGGGUCACAGGAAGCGGAGAUAUCAGUGCGGAUCAUGGUUGUAUUCUUUUGCCAAAGUGAAUGGAAUGAACUUGAUGAAAGGCGGGACUUUUUACUCGAAUCCCGGUUCAUAUAUUUAAUUAAACCGUUCCUUCUAGCGCGACUCUCAUUGUUGUCGCUGUUUCGCUGUCACAGCCUAAAACCCUUGCUGGGUUGGCACGGCGCUGCUAAACUCGACUGACAUAAACUAAUUUUACCACCAUGACGCGUUUUUUCUCCGUGUGGCGUGUUUAGUUGUGGCCGGGCACAAUCCCUUGCCAUGCCAUAUGCCGUGACGGACUGGCGAAUGCGUCCAAUGUGAAUGGCUGUGGCGGCGCCCACGUAAGACUUGCGUGGAGACCUCCGGCAAGGCGCAUGAGAGUGCGGGACAGCACAAAUACCGCCUGUUCUUUUAGUGCCGCACGGACCGGGCUUGGGUGCGGGGGCCCUUGGGACGUUCUGUGGGCCUGUCCUGCGCUGUCCGCGAGAGCGAGCACCUGACUCCGCCAAGGUGAACUAAACACAGACACGUGCGAAAGGAGAAUCGCUUG
This is a messenger RNA of Volvox carteri f. nagariensis, 1635 nucleotides long. RefSeq lists its product as uncharacterized. The record is from RefSeq and is a predicted model, not a curated record. The transcript is spliced from 3 exons. NCBI's taxonomy places the organism in Eukaryota, Viridiplantae, Chlorophyta, Chlorophyceae, Chlamydomonadales, Volvocaceae. The coding region runs from base 88 to 573 and encodes 161 amino acids.